AUGGGUAAAAAAAUCUUAGAGGAGCAACAACCUCAAAAUCGACAUGAAAUAGUAAACUCAGCCAUUACAAAUUCAACUUGGGAAACUGCUCUUCAUGUGGCCGCAGGAGCCAACCAAACUGAGUUUGUACAAAUGUUGAUCGACCAUCCAGAUAUUGACUUGACUUUUCAAGACAUACAUGGCAACACUGCCUUUUCUUCAGCCAUUGCUGGUGGUGCUAUAAAAAUCGUUAAGAAAUUUCUCACUCUCCCAAAUAAUAAUAUUAUUUAUUUUGUAACAACUCGAGAUGAGAAAGGUAUGUCACCAUUAUACAUUGCUUCAUGGUUUGGACAACCUCAAAUAGCUUCACUGUUGUAUCAACAUACCAUAAUUAACAAUAAUGUUGGUUUGGAAAAUGGAGAGUACUUUGGAAUAUUUUUCAAUUGUAUCCAUAACGAUAUCUACGACUUAGCCUUGAAAAUGAUUGAAAGUAGAGGUCAUAUUGUUCACCAACUCGAUUCAAACGGUAGAACUGCUUUGCAUAUAUUGUCUCGAAAGCGACCUAUGGAAUUUAAAUUUGAUCCACAAGCUAUUGGAACAUGGAGUCGAGUUUGGUCGAAAAUUUCAUUUCAAUCAGCACGACGACGACGUGAUGAAAUGCCAGCUCUGAGAUUGGCAAAAGAAAUAUGGAAGAGAAUUUUGGAACGACAUAGCUAUGAGUACAAUGUAAUUCGAAGCAUAAUUAGAAAUCCAUUCAACUUAGUGAUUGAAGCUGCAAAGAAUGGAAAUUUUGAUCUUUUGGUAGUGCUUCUUAGCAUGAGUCCGGAAUUGAUUUGGGAAAAAGAUGAUGAAAACAACACCAUAUUUCACAUUGCAAUUUUGAAUCGUCAUGUGAAAAUAUUCAAAUUAAUACAUGAAAUAAAUGUAUUGAAAAGUGUUGUACGAAGUCAUGAAGAUGAAGCAACACACAACAACAUAUUACACCUUGUUGCCAAAAAACCACAACAAAGUAGAUUGGAUUCCAUGCUUGGAGUAGCCUUACAAAUGCGACACGAACUCUUGUGGUAUCAGGCUUUGUUGUAUGGGAAUUUGAUGUUCAUCCAAAAUGACAUCUUUGGAUAUCCUACCAUUAGAUGCAAGACACUUGUAUCCCUUGUGGUUCAAACUAUAGCCUAG
Messenger RNA from Cannabis sativa, 1155 nucleotides. RefSeq lists its product as uncharacterized. The coding region runs from base 1 to 1155 and encodes 384 amino acids. The transcript has 4 exons. The record is from RefSeq and is a predicted model, not a curated record. Gene Ontology annotation, molecular function: protein binding. Lineage: Eukaryota; Viridiplantae; Streptophyta; Magnoliopsida; Rosales; Cannabaceae.